This is a messenger RNA of Cotesia congregata, 584 nucleotides long. NCBI's taxonomy places the organism in Eukaryota, Metazoa, Arthropoda, Insecta, Hymenoptera, Braconidae. The record is from the annotation of a GenBank genome assembly.
UUUUUUCAAAAAUUUCGUUUUCUAAUAUUAAUUUUAAUAUUAUUGAAUAAAAAUGAUGUUUCAGAAAGUCCACAAUCAUCUCAACAUUGUCCGCGAAUGCAUGGUUACUUUGCCCAUGAAGAUACUCGAAUCUGUGAUAUAUUUUACUAUUGUGUUGAAGGGAAAUUCAAUAUGAUAACAUGUCCUGCUGGUCUCGUAUUUUCGGAAAAAACUGGUAUCUGUAAUUGGCCUGAUGAAGCCAAAAAGAAUGGAUGUGGAUCACGUGAAUUGUUUAACUUCACUUGCCCUAAAGUUGACGAAGCUGUAGCUGCAACGCAUCCUCGUUAUGCUGAUCCAGAUGACUGCCAAUAUUUCUACGUAUGUAUCAAUGGUGAAACUCCUCGAAGAAAUGGAUGUAAAUUAGGUCAGGCUUUCGAUGAAAAAACAAAGAAAUGUGAUUGGGCUAGAAAAAUUCCUGAGUGUUCCGCUUGGUACAAAGAUAGACUGACUGAAGAAGAGUUAGAUGCUCUCGAAAAUCCUCUACCCAAAUUAAAGGAUCAUGCAAAUAAAGCCACGAGAAAACGCACUAGAUCUUGAGAAAAUAA